Falco peregrinus (peregrine falcon) is the source of this 4924-nucleotide messenger RNA. RefSeq names its product synapse defective Rho GTPase homolog 1 (gene SYDE1). Gene Ontology annotation, biological process: signal transduction. The record is from RefSeq and is a predicted model, not a curated record. Lineage: Eukaryota; Metazoa; Chordata; Aves; Falconiformes; Falconidae.
AUGGCGGAGCCGCUGCUCCGCCGGACCUUCUCCCGCCUGAGGGGCCGCGACCGCCCGCGCGGGAAGAAGCCGGAGGGGAAGGACGGAGGGGUCCUCAUGCCCCAGUGGGGUCUCCACUGGUGUUUUGGGGACCCCCACGCUCAGCCCGGCUCUUUCCCACAGAGACCCCCCCUGCCGAGCCCCGAUUCUUCGGUGGAGCCUGAGGUGGCCACGGUGGAGCUGGUGACACCGCGCAGGCAGAAUUGGGCCCGUUUCUCCUGUGGGGGCCGCGACGAGAGGCGGCCGCUGCCUCCCAGAGCCCCCGUGGAUCCGGCAAACACCAGCGAGCCAGACCCCAGCCCCGGCAGCAGCCCCCAGCCCCCCGGCACCGGCAGCAGCCCCCGGCCUGACGCGGAGCAGCGGGGUGAGGAUGCCGUGGAGCUGGCAGAGGAAGCGGAGGCGGUGAACAGCUCCGGAGAGCUGGGUGGUCCUGGUAAGACCCCCGGGCACGGCGCCUACCUGCAGAGCUUGGAGCGGAGCAGCCGGCACUGGGUGCUGUCAUCGGGGAAGGGACCGGGACCAGGGCAGGAUGAGCCUGGUGGCAGUGCUGAGGCCGAUGCUGGUGCUGCCGGCAGUGAGGGGGAGAUCUGGUACAACCCCAUCCCCGAGGAUGAGGACCCCCAGGCUGGAAGCUCCUGGAAGUCGUGGGGCGGAGGGAGCCGCGACGCUGAUGGGGGUCGCAGUGGGGAGUCACCCCCCAGGACAGGGAAGAUGCCGAUCCCAUGCGUCACCUCAGGGCCGGGGCCAACCAUCCCCUCACCCCCCGCCAGCCCCAAGAAGGGGCGUUCGCUCAGCAAAGUCAAGUCUCCCGGUACCGUCCGGCGCCUCUCCAUGAAGAUGAAGAAACUUCCAGAGCUCCGGAGGAAGCUGAGCCUCCGCAGCCCCCGUCCCCGCGGCCAGGAGGGUGGCACCUCACCCUGCGAAUCCCGCAAGGAAUCCAGCAACGUUAUCAGCCGCUACCACCUGGACAGCAGCGUGGCUUCGCGGCCGGGGCUACCACGAGCCAAAGUGGCCGGUAAAGGUGGCUACUUGAGCGAUGGUGACUCCCCGGAACUGCCGGCUAAAGCCGGGGCACGUGCCGAAACGGAGGAUGGGGCCAACGGGCUGGAUGUGGGCGCUUUCCACCCCUACAGCUGCGGGGAGCCACCACCACGGUGCGGGCAGCACAUCUCGGGGCUGGUGAGCGUCCACCUCCACGGCGUGCAGGACCUGAAGCCGCCACGGACCGAAAGCCGGGAGGUUUUUUGCGUCUUGCAAGUGGAUGCGGCCAACCGGGCUCGCACAGCUUUGCUGCCCUGCAAGACGGCAUUCCUUGGCCUCAACCACACCUUCAACCUGGAGCUGGAGGGUGCUCAGCACCUCAAGGUGAUCAUCUUCUCCUGGGAUCCCACCUCCUGCCGCAACCGUCUCUGCUGCCACGGCACGGUGGUCCUGCCCCACAUCUUCAGAGGUUGCCGGGCUCAGCAGCUGGCGGUGCGGUUGCAACCUCGUGGUGUCCUCUACUCCAAAUUCACCUUGGUGGAGCAAUGGGAUAAUCCUGGCGAGCGGGAGCCCCGUGUCUUCGGCGUGGAGCUGGGCCAGCUGGUGGAGAGGGAGAAGUCACCCACCAAGGUGCCCCUGCUCAUCCAGAAAUGCGUGGCCGAGAUAGAGAAACGCGGCCUGAAGGUGGUGGGGUUGUACCGGCUCUGCGGCUCGGCCGCCGUCAAGAAAGAGCUUCGCGACGCCUUCGAGCAGGACAGCGCGGCCGUGACGCUCUCGGAACAGCUCUACCCCGACAUCAAUGUCAUCACCGGGAUCCUCAAGGAUUACCUGCGGGAGCUGCCCACGCCGCUCAUCACCCCCACGCUCUACCACAUCGUGCUGGAGGCCAUGGCCAAGCGGGCGCCCCGGAGCCCCCCGGCCGAGCGGGAGGCCAUCACCCUGCUCGACUGCCUGCCUGACGUGGAGAAGGCCACGUUGACACGGCUCCUGGACCACCUGAGCUUGGUGGCCUCUUUCCACGAUUUCAACCGCAUGAACGCGCAGAACAUUGCCGUCUGCUUCGGGCCUGUCCUGCUCACCCAGAACCAGGAGCUCCGGCAUCCCGGCACCGGCACCCGCGGCUACGGCCACAGUGAGGACAUCGCCAGCGCCGUGGACUUCAAGAGACACAUCGAGGUGCUGCACUACCUGCUGCAGGCCUGGCCGGUGACACCCCCCCCGUCUUCCCUGCUCUCCCCGCAGCCCCCCGCCCAGCUCCAGCCCCCCAGGUUUGGGAGCGGGCACAGCCCAGUUGCCCCCAGCACCAGCGAGGGCCCCCCGCUGCGGCUGGACCUGCUGGGGGGUGCCGUGGUGGCCCGUCACCGCCCCCGGGGGCCAGAGAGCCCCCCCAGCAACCGUUACGCCGGCGACUGGAGCAUCUGUGACCACCAGCUCCUGCUGGUACCCGGCGUGGCCGCCGACGGUGACGAGGAGGAGGUGGCAGCGGGUGACGGUGAUGGUGGGGUGGCGGCGCGGCGGCCACCGCCCCAGCGGACCCUCUUGGUGACAGAUUUCACCCUGGGCGAGGAGCCCGAGGCGCCCUUCGGCCCCUGCCUCAGCCUCAAGGACUUCGAUGCGCUCAUCCUCGACCUGGAGCGGGAGCUCGCCAAGCAGAUCAACGUCUGCCUGUGAGGCCGGCUGCAGCGCCCGCGCCGGGGCCAGCACCAGUGGCAGGGCCAGCGCUGGUAACGAUGCCAGCGCCGACGUCAGUGGCAAUGCCGAUACUGGUGACAGUGCCAAUACCGUCACCAGUAACAAUCCCAGCACUGGUAACGAUGCCAGCAGCAACGUCGGUGGCAAUGCCAAUACUGGUGAGUCCCGAUACCACCACCAGUAACGACGCCAGCAGUGACAUUGGUGGCAAUGCGGAUACUGGUGACAGUGCCAAUACCGCCACCAGUAAAGAUGCCAGCACUGGUAACGAUGCCAGCAGCGAUGUUGGUGGCAAUGCCAAUACCAGUGACGAUGCCGCCACCAGUAAUGAUGCCAGCACUGGUGCCGAUACCAGCAGUGAUGUCGGUGUCAAUGCCAAUACUGGUGACAAUGCCGACACUGGUCCCAAUACCAGUGAUGAUGUCAGUGACUAUGCCAGUACCGGUGCCAAUGCUGAUACUGGUGCUGAUGCCAGCACUGGUGCCAAUACCGGCAGUGAUGUCGGUGGCAAUGCCAAUAUCGGUGACGAUGCUGAUACGAGUGACGAAGACAGUUAACGAUGCCAGCACUGACUGGUGCUGAUACCAGUGAUGUCGGUGCCAAUGUUGAUACCAGUGCCAAUGCCGACACUAGUAACGAUGCCAGCACUGGUGCCAAUACCAGCGGUGAUGUCGGUGUCAAUGCCAAUACUGGUGACAAUGCUGAUACCAGUGACAAUGCCGACACUGGUGAUAAUGCCAGCACUGGUGCCGAUACCAGCGGUGAUGUCGGUGUCAAUGCCAAUACUGGUGACAAUGCUGAUACCAGUGACAAUGCCGACACUGGUGAUAAUGCCAGCACUGGUGCCGAUACCAGUGGUGAUGUCGGUGUCAAUGCCAAUACUGGUGACAAUGCUGAUACCAGUGACAAUGCCGACACUGGUGAUAAUGCCAGCACUGGUGCCGAUACCAGCAGUGAUGUCGGUGUCAAUGCCAAUACUGGUGACAAUGCUGAUACCAGUGACAAUGCCGACACUGGUGAUAAUGCCAGCACUGGUGCCGAUACCAGCGGUGAUGUCGGUGUCAAUGCCAAUACUGGUGACAAUGCUGAUACCAGUGACAAUGCCGACACUGGUGAUAAUGCCACCACUGUGCCAAUACCAGUGGUGAUGUCGGUGACAAUGCCAAUACCAGUGCCAAUGCCAACAGUGGCGCUGAUGCCAAUACUGGUGCUGAUGCCGACACUGGUAACAAUGCCAGCACUGAUGAUGAUGGUGCCAAUACCAGUGCCAAUGCUGAUACUGGUGCCAAUGCCGAUACCGGUGCCAAUGCCAGCACUGGUAACAAUGCCAGCACUGGUGCCAAUACCAGUGAUGAUGUCGGUGACAAUGUCGAUACCAGCACCGAUGCUGACACCGGUUACGAUACCAACAUCGGUGACUGUGCCAACGCCGGUGACAGUGCAGACACCGGUGACGAUGCCAGCACUGGUGCCAAUACCAGUGAUGAUGUCAGUGCCCAUGCCAACACUAGUGACGAUGCCAAUACCGGUGACGAUGCUGACACUGGUGACGAUGCCGCCACCAGUGCUGGAGCGACCAAAACGCAGCACUUGCCUCCAGUUGCCCUCAAUUUGCACAGCGCCGAGCAGGAUAGACCCCGCUGGCACAAGCGACGCUGCCGCCGGCGAGGUGGAGCCCCCCAGAACAGCCCCAGCUCUGGUCUCUGCCCCCUGCCCCGGUGGUUUUGGAGAGGGGGCAGGAGGGGUGGGGGGCAGAGGAGGGGCAUGGGGCUCGCUGCCCCUUGCUCGGCUUUUUUUCUAUAUUUUAUAUGGCCAAAUUUUGCCCUCAAGUGCCUGUUUGCCCCCUUGUCCUUUCCUCGGUUGACCCCCAAAUUGCCCCCACCCCCCCCAUUAUUAGGAAAUAUUGACAAGGGUCCCUGACCUCCAUCACUCACGCUGCCCCCAACCCCCCUCCCCACCACGUGUGCACCCCAACGAGGGUGACGGGGCUCCCUCCUGCCACCCGCACCCAGCCUGGGUGGCAGUGGACCCCCCCCCCCCCCCCGCCAAGGGCGGGGCUGCCGGUACGGGAGCGCCGAGCUUUAUUUAUUACUCCAGCUUCGUGUGGAUGGAUGGCGGGUGCCAUCACUGCAGCCUGCACCCAAACCCCCUUUUUACCCCCAAAAUAAACCCACUGCCAGUGUUACAGCUGGGGGGGGGGGGGGGGGCAAAA